Messenger RNA from Neurospora tetraspora, 1398 nucleotides. RefSeq lists its product as uncharacterized. Lineage: Eukaryota; Fungi; Ascomycota; Sordariomycetes; Sordariales; Sordariaceae. Bases 259 to 1398 code for a protein of 379 amino acids. The transcript has 2 exons. The record is from RefSeq and is a predicted model, not a curated record.
CACCCCAUCUGUCUUCCUGCAGUAGGUACGCCUUGGAGGGGUGGAGGGCAUCGGUGUCCCAACAAAGUAGAGCUGUUUGGUAUCGGCAUACAAAAGCGCAGGCAAUGCUGUUGUCCUUUCAAAUACAUCCCGUCUGUCCUCAGCUUCUUGCCCAAACGUGGUGCUAACAUUUUCUAGCAACCAACCUCGACGGGUAGUGCCGUACACUUCACGUGAAUAGCUGCAUCUUCUCCUAUCACGCACACGCCGUGGAGUAUUAUGCCAUCGUUAUGUCCUGCCAUGGCCACGGAGCAUUGGAACCAGGAAUCCCCUCCAGAUCGUUUCGUCACCUUGCCUCUGUGGUCGAACUUGGGAGAAUCAUAUGCCCAUCUCUAUGUGCCAGCGUGGUGGCGAUCCUGCUGGCUGGCCGUGUUCUGCAAUGGCCAAAACCAACAGGGCAACAACAACAACAACAACCAACACCAGGGCAACAACCGGAACCAUGGCAACAACCCCAACCAGGAUCAAGGCGUCAACAAUGGCCAGAAACAGCAAGGCUUCAACAACAACAACCAACAACAAGGAAACAACCAGGGCCAAGGCGGCUUGGGGGGCCAAAACCAGCAAGGUCUGAGCAACAAUCAACACCAGGGCAACAACCAGAACCAGAUUCGCGGCAAUGGCAACGGCAAUGGUAAUGGCAACCAGCAAGGCGUCAAUAAUCAAGGGCUGAACAACCAGCAGCAUGGUAACCAGCAGGGCGCCGGUGCUCAGGGUGCUAAUGGUGGUCAAGGUGCUCAGGGUGCUGGUGGCGCUCAAGGCGCUGGUGGUGCCGGUGCUCAAGGGGCUCAGGGUGGACAGGGCGCUGGUGGUGAGGGAGCUGGUGGUGCUGGUGCUCAGGGUGCCGGUCGUGAAGGCGCUGGUGCUGGUCAGCAGGGUGCCUUUGGUGGUCAACACCAGGGUAACCAGCAGUUUGGCAACCAGCAAUUCGGCAACCAGCAAUUCGGCAACCAGGGGCAGCAAGGCUUCCCCGGUCCCCUCGGACCCGGUGGCUUUGGACCCGGUGGCUUCGGCCUCGGAGGCGGCUACGGCGGCGCGCACCAAGGUCCUGCUGGCGUCGGCCAGGGAGGUGGUGCCGGUCAGGGUCAAAACGGUGGCGGCGCCUUUGGUGACCAGAACCAGAACCAAACCAACAACGAGCUGCCGGGUGUCAACAACAACAACCACAACAACCACAACACGAACAACAACGUGGGUAACCAGCCAGGUCAAGGUGCACAAGGCUUCAACAAUGGCGCCCAGCAGCAGGGGCAGUUUGGCAAGCAGAAUGGACCCAGACCUGGUGGACGAGCUGAACCUAGUGGACGUCGCCGUCUUCACGGCUUUCAGAAUCCUUAUGCAAACUGUCAUCAUGGCUAA